AUGGAUUACAGAGUCCCGGGGGCGGUGAUCAAUGGCGAAAUACCUGCACAACUCCCUGGGGAGAAGAAGAAGAAAAAAGAGGCAGCCGAUCAAACAUUAGAACGAGACCAUUGGAACAACAAGCUGGAAUAUGUGCUUUCCGUGGCCGGGGAAAUCAUUGGCUUGGGGAAUGUCUGGCGCUUCCCUUAUCUCUGUUACAAGAACGGUGGUGGUGCCUUCUUCAUCCCCUACCUCAUCUUCCUCUUCACCUGUGGGAUCCCAGUGUUCUUCUUGGAGACGGCGCUUGGCCAGUAUACCAGCCAGGGAGGAGUCACUGCUUGGAGGAGGCUGUGCCCUCUCUUCGAAGGAAUCGGUUAUGCUUCCCAGGUGAUUGUUGUGCUCCUUAAUUUCUAUUACAUCAUUGUCCUAGCGUGGGCUUUGUUUUACCUCUUCAGCUCUUUCACCAUCGACCUUCCCUGGGGCAGCUGUGACCAUGAAUGGAACACAGGGAACUGCGUGGAAUUCCAGAAGACGAACUCCUCUCUCAACGUGACAGCUGAAAAUGCCACCUCCCCCGUCAUUGAAUUCUGGGAGAGAAGAGUGUUAAAGAUUUCCAGUGGCAUCGAACAUAUGGGGAGUGUCCGGUGGGAGUUGGCUCUCUGCCUCCUGCUGGCCUGGAUCAUCUGCUACUUCUGUAUCUGGAAAGGCGUCAAGUCUACGGGCAAGGUAGUGUACUUUACUGCCACCUUUCCAUACCUCAUGCUGGUUGUUCUACUGAUCAGAGGAGUCUCCCUGCCUGGAGCAUCUCAAGGGAUCCUCUUCUAUCUUUAUCCAGACCUCACUCGACUUGGUGACCCCCAGGUGUGGAUGGAUGCAGGUACUCAGAUCUUUUUCUCCUACGCCAUUUGCUUGGGGUGCCUGACAGCGUUGGGCAGCUACAACCAGUACCACAACAACUGUUACAGGGAUUGCAUCGCUCUGUGUUUUUUGAACAGUGGCACAAGUUUUGUGGCUGGUUUUGCGAUCUUUUCCAUCUUGGGUUUUAUGGCACAAGAACAGGGAGUGCCAAUUUCUGAGGUAGCUGAGUCGGGACCUGGCCUGGCUUUCAUAGCAUAUCCCCGAGCGGUUGUCAUGCUGCCCUUUUCUCCGCUGUGGGCCUGUUUCUUUUUUGUCAUGGUUGUCCUUCUGGGAUUGGACAGUCAGUUUGUCUGCAUGGAAAGCCUGGUGACCGCUGUUGUUGACAUGUACCCUGAGAUUUUCCGGAAAAAGAACCGCAGAGAAACCCUGAUCUUGCUUGUCUCCAUCCUCUCGUACCUUGUGGGGCUGGUCAUGAUUACCGAGGGUGGGAUGUAUGUCUUCCAGCUAUUUGACUACUACGCUGCUAGUGGCAUGUGCCUUCUCUUUGUUGCCAUUUUUGAGACUCUGUGCAUCGGUUGGGUCUAUGGUGCUGACCGUUUUUAUGAUAAUAUUGAAGACAUGAUUGGCUAUCGGCCGUGGCCAGUCAUCAAAUACUGCUGGGUAUUCAUCACACCAGCUGUCUGCCUGGCAACGUUUUUUUUCUCUCUGAUCAAAUAUACCCCACUGACGUACAACAAGAAAUACGUGUACCCAUGGUGGGGAGAUACCAUCGGCUGGCUGUUGGCCCUCUCGUCUAUGGUUUGCAUCCCGCUCUGGAUUGCAUAUAAACUGUCUACCAUCAAGGGCUCCCUGAGAGAGAGGUUCCGCCAGCUCGUCUGCCCAAAUGAGGACUUGCCUCAGAGGCUGUGUCCAGAGCCACCUUUUCCUGCCACUCGAACUGAGCUCUUGAUGUUGACAGAGUUGGAUUCCCGCUGUUAGAGGAAUGGGG
This is a messenger RNA of Euleptes europaea (tarantolino), 1825 nucleotides long. Its product is annotated as sodium- and chloride-dependent GABA transporter 2-like. The transcript is spliced from 14 exons. Gene Ontology annotation, cellular component: plasma membrane. Gene Ontology annotation, molecular function: gamma-aminobutyric acid:sodium:chloride symporter activity. Lineage: Eukaryota; Metazoa; Chordata; Lepidosauria; Squamata; Sphaerodactylidae. The record is from RefSeq and is a predicted model, not a curated record. Gene Ontology annotation, biological process: neurotransmitter transport; sodium ion transmembrane transport. Bases 1 to 1815 code for a protein of 604 amino acids.